Tigriopus californicus is the source of this 1415-nucleotide messenger RNA. RefSeq lists its product as uncharacterized. Lineage: Eukaryota; Metazoa; Arthropoda; Copepoda; Harpacticoida; Harpacticidae. Bases 188 to 1141 code for a protein of 317 amino acids. The record is from RefSeq and is a predicted model, not a curated record. The transcript is spliced from 3 exons.
CGUGCCACCUCUAUUAAGCCUUAACAACCUUGAGUGUUUAAUCUGCUGGUCUUUCAUAACCAUCUGCAGAGAGAAAGCAAAGGAUUGGUCGGGAUUCUCCCCUUCUUUCUUACGCACGAGCAAAGCUUGUUUUGUAAGGACAUGGUCAAAGUAUCCAUCAGUGUAAAGAUACUUUCUCGGCAACGACAUGUCGAAUGAGCGAAUCCUCGUGGUGGAUCAAGGAUUCGCAUUCCAGGUUCUCUUCUCCACUUGGUCGUUGGUCGUCCUCGUUAUGGGUGGGUACGUGAAAUGGGUGAUUAUUAGUCACAUGAUGAGCUCGGGCAAGAUCAAGAGCAUCAAUGGCAUGAUCAUCAUUGACCAACUCCUCAACUAUGGCAAUGGUCUGAUCCUAUUGGCGCAGGUCUUCUUCGUGCUGAAGCUGCAUAUGAGUGGUGCUCCAAAUGUGAUCGAGUCGGUCUUUUGCUCUGCGAUUGAUAAAUUGGCCGUUUUCUCUUUGAUGUAUGGACAUUACGGAGGUGCUGGCAUCGCCUUUUUUAGAACGACGUUCUUCGUCUGUCCCCGAGUGGUUCGGUUUUGGGUGGGCGAAAAGCAAUUUUGUGGCCUUAUUCUGAUUCCAGCCUUCAUCGCGUGCUCGGUGUUGGCCUUUUUCCUAAGUGAGAACCCCGUGUAUGAACAUAAUUACCACUAUCAGCUUUGCAUUGGGCAAUACGCUCGAUUAGCCAGCGAGGAUAAUUCGAAAUCUUUUGCUCGCCUUCUCAGAGUACGAAGUGUUCAAAUCGUCAUGAUCAUGAACUUGAUCGAGUUCUUUUGUUAUUUGACCUUCUUUCUAAUUAUGUACAAGCAUCAUGGAUCAACUGCUAAAGUCUUGUCUGCCUCAAUGAAGGAUCAAAUGGCGCAUCGCAAGCGACAGCAUACUUUAACUUUUUCCAGUCAUAUUUCUUCUUGGCUCAUCAAAGUGCUCGUAAUCGUGGUCCUGAGUCUAGGGAAAUAUGCUAAUGAAGGGUACCGACACAUUUCGAUCGAAAUAUCGCAAUUGAGUGCCCCCAUGAUCGACUUCACCAUCCUGCCACUGAUACAAGUCAUCAGUUCCCAAGAUUUUCGGCACAAAUUCAUCUCCUCCUGGCCAAACGUGUUCAAAUAAUAUGAAACGUAAGACAAAGUUAUUCUUUGAAUGUGGAAGCUAUUACAAUAUUGCAACUUUUGAAGUCAUGGGAAAACGCAAAAUGAAUACAAAUUCAAUCUUCCAGAACGUUUGGACCAAUCUGGCAUUUUCAUAAUACAGGGUUGACACUUAAAUUGAAUCAAAUGUUAACCUUCAUUUCAGCCAACUAAUUUCUUGUUCAUACCACUGAAGAUAUUCCAUGAACGUGAUUGUACAUUGUGCAUGUAGAUUAUAGUUAAUAUACAUUUGUCAU